Molecule: messenger RNA, 3176 nt
Organism: Periophthalmus magnuspinnatus
Lineage: Eukaryota; Metazoa; Chordata; Actinopteri; Gobiiformes; Gobiidae
Gene: osbpl8
Product: oxysterol binding protein-like 8
Exons: 24
Coding region: 333-3062 (909 amino acids)
Cellular component (GO): membrane; intracellular membrane-bounded organelle; cytosol
Molecular function (GO): cholesterol binding
Source: RefSeq, a predicted model, not a curated record
GGCUCCGUGUACCUCCUGCACUUCACUGUAGCCCCCAGCUUUAGCCACGGAGCAGUCAUCUUUGAGUUUCAGCGCCACUUUUUAAACUGCACCCUUUAAAUCACCACGUUAAUGCCGCUAUUUGAACGAAAAACGAACGAAUGAAGCUAGAGGCUAAAGCUAAAAAUAAAGGUUGAAUGCUAACAGCUAGCAGCAGCCAACAACCCGUCACUGACAGGGGCUGGAGAUUCACGGCUUCUUCCUGGGUUUAGCCACACAAACAACCUCCGUACUGCAAUUAUUAAAAGAGAUGCAGUGUCCCGAUCAGUACUGAAGCAGACAGGUUUGAGGCCAUGGAGUCAUCCUCUGAGUCCCAACAGGAGCCCGAUAAGAUUUCGCAGCAUGCAGAGGUGAGGGAGCAACGGGCCACAUCGGCUGUGAGCAGUGAUGAGUUCGUGGCUCUGACCCCAGCCAGGAUGAGCCAGAGGCAGCUCAAAGAUCGCGAGCGUGAGAAGGAGGCAGGGCUUCACACACCUGUGAGGGAGCAGCACCUGUCCAGCCCCUCCACAGCUAGUCCAGGGGCCAGCCACAGCCACGGCUUCGAGAGAGUGAAAGAGGACCUGCUGCCACUGCCUUUGAAAGAAGACACCCACUCAAUUUCCAAAAGCAAGUCUGAGACAAAGUUGUACAACGGCUCAGACAAAGAUGUGUCGGCCUCCGGAGGAAAACUCACAAAGAAGGAAUCCCUCAAGGUGCAGAAGAAGAACUACAGAGAGGAGAAGAAGAGGGCGACUAAAGAGCUGCUUAGCACCAUCACUGACCCCUCUGUCAUUGUCAUGGCUGACUGGCUGAAGAUCCGAGGCACACUGAAGAGCUGGACGAAGCUGUGGUGUGUGCUGAAGCCAGGGGUUCUGCUGAUCUAUAAGACCCAUAAGAACGGGCAAUGGGUGGGUACCGUGCUGCUGAAUGCCUGUGAACUCAUCGAGAGACCCUCCAAGAAGGAUGGCUUCUGCUUCAAACUGUUCCACCCUCUCGAGCAGAGCAUCUGGGCCGUCAAGGGCCCUAAAGGAGAAGCAGUGGGUUCCAUCACUCAGCCGUUACCCAGCAGCCACCUCAUUUUCAGAGCAGCCUCAGAGUCCGACGGUCGCUGUUGGAUGGACGCUCUGGAGCUGGCUCUGAAGUGCUCCAGUCUGCUGAAGAGGACCAUGAUCAGGGAGGGCAAAGAGGAGCCGACUGUGGCCACUGGAGGAGAGCACUCUAUCAACUUCUACAGCCUCCUUAGGGCUCAUAACAUGCAAUUUAACGACAGUGACCACCUGAAAGACCCGGACCUGUACUCAGAUAAGUCAGAUCGGGAGCAGGAUCAUGAGGAGUCUGACGCAGAAGGGCUGGAGAAGAGUGAGGAGAGUGACAGUGACACCUCGGAACGCCAGGACGACUCCUAUAUCGAUCUGGACCCAAACGAGCACCUAAGGGAGACGUCCUACAUGGAGCAGUCCCACGAGGAGCUGGGAGAGGCAGGAGAGGCAUCUCAAACUGAGACAGUGUCCGAGGAGAAUAAGUCCCUGAUAUGGACCCUGUUGAAGCAGGUGCGUCCUGGGAUGGAUCUGUCCAAAGUGGUGCUGCCCACAUUCAUCCUUGAGCCACGAUCGUUCCUCGACAAACUUUCGGACUACUACUACCACGCAGACUUCCUAUCAGAAGCUGCAGUGGAAGAAAAUGCCUACAACCGAAUGAAGAAAGUGGUGAAAUGGUACAUCUCUGGAUUCUAUAAGAAACCCAAGGGUUUGAAGAAGCCUUACAACCCUAUCAUCGGAGAGACGUAUCGCUGCAUGUGGCUGCAUCAGAAAACCAACAGCAAAACCUUCUACAUCGCUGAACAGGUUUCUCACCAUCCUCCGGUCUCAGCAUUCUAUGUCAGCAACAGGAAGGAUGGCUUCUGUGUCAGCGGCAGCAUCCUCGCUAAGUCCAAGUUUUACGGGAACUCUCUUUCUGCCAUUUUGGAUGGAGAGGCACGGCUCACAUUUCUGAACCGAGGAGAGGAUUAUGUGAUGAACAUGCCCUACGCUCACUGCAAAGGGAUUUUGUACGGCACCAUGACUCUGGAGUUGGGAGGGCAGAUCACCAUCACAUGUGAGAAAACCGGAUACAGUGCACAGCUGGAGUUUAAACUAAAGCCGUUCUUGGGCAGCAGUGACUGUGUGAACCAGUUUUCGGGCAAAAUCAAACUGGGCAAAGAGGUGUUGGCGACACUGGAGGGACACUGGGACAGUGAGAUUUUCAUAAACGAUAAGAAAACAGGGACCAUAGACACCUUCUUUAAUCCGACUCCAGAUCUGAGGCAGAAUCGACUGAUAAGGUGCACAGUGCCCCCGGAGGAGCAGGGGGAGUACGAGUCUGAGAGACUUUGGCAGCACGUGACUCGAGCAAUCAACAACAAGGACCAAACGGAGGCGACCAAUGAAAAGUUUCUGCUGGAGGAGGCUCAGAGGAAGUCAGCCCGAGAGCGAAAGGCCAAAUGUGAAGAUUGGAUCUCAGCACUGUUCGAGCAAGACCCAGUAACAGGAGAGUGGCACUACAGAUAUGCAGACACCCGGCCGUGGGACCCACUGAACGAUUUGAUCCAGUUUGAGAAAGACGGCUGUAUUCAAACUAAAGUGCGCCACCGGACGCCUAUGGUACGUUCAGGAAGUCUUAUUAGUCUGAGUAAUCCAGCGACGCGCAGGGACAAUUGCAAAUGCCAGGUGACAGUGCCAAAGAGGAAACACAAAAGCGACAAACCCAAGAGUGCAGAGAGCGGCUGUUCUUCCCCUGAGCUCGACCAGCACGACUCCUCAGGCAGCGAACGACAUAAGAGUAAACACAACAAUCGCCUGAGGAAGAAGGGAGCUGACCUGAGCGAGCUGCAGAGUGCCAUAGACUCCAUCAAACAGACACAAGAGGAUAUCAACAAGAGCAUCAGUGCACUGCGUACCCGGACAGCGUCUCGUACUGAAUCAACGUCUUUUCUCCAGCAGAGGGACUAUGUUGUGAUUGCACUUCUCAUCCUCCUCCAACUCGUCAUCAGUGUACUCUUUAAGUGACAACAACAAACCAGGUGGACUGCUCCUGAACAGAGGAGGAGAAACGAACUACGCUCUGAAAAUAUGACUCUAUUUGACCUAAAAAUGACUUGAAAUUUGAAUAUUCAUCUUAAU